UCUCUAUCCCUAAAAAAAUACAUCACGUCUUUUCCAGACAAUUCUCGUGGCUUGACUCUCUUUACAGCUGAUCAAUUGGCCAAGUUUGAUCCUAAUUAUCCUAACUCUGCUCCUGUGGAACCUGGACAAACAGGUUUGCGUAACCUUGGCAACACUUGCUACAUGAACUCUGUACUUCAAGCUCUGGCCCAUACUCGGGCCCUGGUAAAUUACUUUCUCAACGACGUUACAAGGGUUGUUAAUCGGACUAAUCCACUGGGAUAUAAAGGAGAGGUUGCUAUAGAAUUUAGCCAAUUGCUGUCUGCGAUUUGGAGGGGCUCAUUCCGGGAUAUUCGACCGAUUGCAUUCAAGGUUUGCCCAUAUUUCUUCUGA
Molecule: messenger RNA, 372 nt
Organism: Protopolystoma xenopodis
Lineage: Eukaryota; Metazoa; Platyhelminthes; Monogenea; Polystomatidea; Polystomatidae
Source: the annotation of a GenBank genome assembly